Molecule: messenger RNA, 891 nt
Organism: Fomitiporia mediterranea MF3/22
Lineage: Eukaryota; Fungi; Basidiomycota; Agaricomycetes; Hymenochaetales; Hymenochaetaceae
Exons: 4
Coding region: 1-891 (296 amino acids)
Biological process (GO): U6 snRNA 3'-end processing
Cellular component (GO): nucleus
Molecular function (GO): 3'-5'-RNA exonuclease activity
Source: RefSeq, a predicted model, not a curated record
AUGUUGGUGGCGAUGAAGGCUCAGAAGAGGCCUGUUAACCUCGUUUCCUAUGAAAGCACUGACGAAGAUGAGAAGGAAGCCGACGUACGUCAUAAUGGCUCUGGUUCAAGUGGGAAGCGGAAAUUGCCAAAGGUUGACCCAUCGUUGACUGUACCUUCCCCAACGUCUGAUCCCUCGCGUCACCAAGGACGGAUACGCGCAAUACCACAUGUGGAAGGACAGUUCGCUGCGUACGUGUACGUACCUGUGUGCCUCAAGGCGAACACACCUCUACGUUCACUUUUGGACGAAGUUGUAGGCCGAAGCAAGGAAAUUGAACCCUUUCUGGUGUGUGACUGGCAAGACAGUCCAAACGCCACAUAUUUGCUACAUAUUUCUUUGACAAGACCUAUUUAUUUACGGCAUCACCAGCGUGAGGAAUUAAGGCGUGCCGUGAAGAUGGCGGCGCGUGCUGUAGACCCCUUUACAGCUUCCUUCUCUUCUUUCUCCGUUUUUGAAAAUGACGAGCAUACACGCGUUUUUCUUGGCGUUGAUAUCGGGGCUGGACAUUCAAUGCUAGAGGUGCUAUCAAAGUCCAUUGAGCCCACACUCAAGCUUUUGCACCAAAAGCAAUUCUACAUUGAACCCCGGUACCAUGCUUCCAUAGCAUGGUCACUGCCGAAGGUCCCAUGUACUCCUCCAGUCGGAUGCCUGUCAACUUAUCCGGAGCUAGAUGAACAGGACCUCUCAAUUGCCCUGCCUGUCACUUCCCUUGCCUCAUCAUUGGUUUCGGACCUCAAUUCACGAUUUGGAAAAACUUUAUCAAGUGCCAAGCUAGGAGUAUUCGAAGUCAAUUCUGUCUGUCUGAAGAUUGGGAAGGAAAUCACUACAUGGACAUUACGAAAGCAAUAG